Molecule: messenger RNA, 1143 nt
Organism: Macrosiphum euphorbiae (potato aphid)
Lineage: Eukaryota; Metazoa; Arthropoda; Insecta; Hemiptera; Aphididae
Source: the annotation of a GenBank genome assembly
AUGGAUUUUGAUUUAAUGGCAUAUUUCGUUAACAUCAAUCAACAAAUGAAUUAUACAAGAAAUAAUUUUCAAAGGCCUACUUACGAUGCUUUUGCGUUGACAGAUAGACUGUUAAUGAAGAAUUUUCGGCUAUCAAAAGAAUUAACGCAGUAUUUGAUUAAUAUAUUAAAGCCGUACAUUGUUGUCGAUAGCCGAUUAUCCUCUAUCGAUAUUCAAACAAAAGUUUUAGUAGCUUUAAAUUUUUUUGCUACCGGGUCGUAUCAAACGUCAGUUGGCAAUAGUCGAUUGAUGAAUUUGUCACAGUCAUCUGUAUCUAGAUGUGUAAAAGAAGUAGUUGCUGCAUUGAACCAGCCCGAAAUAUUUAACACUUGGGUAAAAUUUCCUAGCAAUAUUCAAGAGCUUGAUGAAGUCCGUAACGAGUUUUAUAAAAAAACUGAAUUUGCUGGUGUAAUAGGCUGCUUAGAUUGUACCCACAUAGCCAUUGUGUCUCCUUCAAAAAAUUUGAAUCUUGUUGAAAAUCAAUAUCCAGAAUAUAUGUAUGUAAACCGCAAGAGUUACCAUUCAAUUAAUGUUCAGCUAGUAUGUGAUUCAAAUCUAAAAGUACUGAAUGUAAGCGCACUGUUUCCCGGAAGUACUCACGAUGUCCACAUAUGGAACAACAGCAAUGUUUCAAUCAUGCUCGAAGAACUACAUGCACAUAAUUAUAGUGACUACUUUUUAUUAGGCGAUUCUGGUUAUCCGUUACGCCCAUGGCUUCUAACGCCUAUUGCUCAACCAACCACAGCAGCCGAAGAAAAUUACAACAAAAACCAAAUGUAUGUAAGAAGUGUAAUAGAAAGAUGCAAUGGAGUCCUAAAAAUGCGGUUUAGGUGUCUUUUGAAGGACAGAGUACUCCAUUAUAAGCCAGAAAAGGCCACUGCUAUAAUUAAUGCAUGCACUGUUCUACACAACAUGUGUAUCGAGCGCAAUAUUGUUGAAGUGAUAGAUGAAACUGUAGAAGAUUUUGAUUUGGGAAUGUAUCACAAUCAAGAACCACUCAAUGAACACGUGAAUGAUAACCGUAAUAGAAAUUUGAUGUUAGGAAGAAGACAACGAGACAGAAUUGUAGGGUUUCUUCAAAAUCGAAAUUUAAUACAACCAUAA